UGUGUGUGGCGCCAAUGCCAACGCUCUGUGAAUAUUUUUUUCUAUUUUUUUAGCGGUGCGGUUGAUGCAGUUUUGUCGGCGUUUUGUCACCGUUUUGGUCACAGUUACUGCAAAAUCGGCUGCUGGUUUUUCAUAACGGCAGCGCGAGGACUCCACUUUCGUCUGAUUGCAUGGAGCUUCGUACAGCAUCCAUGUACCGUAGUGCCAAUUCAAUGGCGGCUUGCACAAACCAGCUGUUAGCAGCCAAGCAAAGGCUUUCCAAUGUCUUGGGAGAUGGCUUCAAGGUGUACAUGAACUACCUGAAGCUCUGGUUCAGCCAGAAGCUCACCAAAGAGGAUUUCGACCUGGAGAUCAGGAAAGUGCUGACCCAGGAGGGUGUGCGUGCCCACAAUGAGUUUCUGCUGGCGUUUUUCAACAAAUGCCAAGUCCCGUGCACGGGACGCGAGUCGAGCUCUGCAAACUCCCGCGACAAGAAGCUCAAAAGCAAGGCCAAGCCCGUGCGUGUGACCUUCGAGAAGCGGUUUGUGCCGGUAUCGGUCACUCGCCACGUGCCCACAGCUAAAGAGCCGGCGGCCAGUUUGAACUUGUGCGUUCGUGAGUACUGCCUUCCCGACAAGAUGCUGGUCCACGGUCGCAUGUUUGUCAUCGCCUGGGACAGUGGACUGGAAUCCGUUGACGACCGGGCGGUCCAGCUUGUCGUGAUCGCCAUCAAGCAGAAAGUGAGAGCCAUAAUCUUAGCUCUGCUAAGCCGUCGCAGCGCGUACAAACUUCGGGACGGUCGAAUGCAGCACAGCCUGGGAUGCGCCCCGCCAAACCCUUACCUGCGGUUUCCCGGUCGGUCACACUUCUCGGUAGGCCUAGUGGGUGCGGCAACGGUGACACCUGCUGGCGAACACCAGCCCUGUGUGCCGCCCAGCCUGGAUUGGGCUGAGAGUAGGGCUGCCAUGGAGGUGGCCGCCGAUCCUUGGGAACGUCCGCCGCGUCAACCCAUCUCUGCUGCCGAUUUGCUGGAGACGCUUCAGGUUCGACGUGACGUCUUGCCAGCUCACUCCGUUGGAGCAAGGGCUCUGGAGCACGCGCUUGCUGCACAGUGGCACCCGAGCCACGAGGAGCUGCGACAGGCCAGCAUCCACGAGCAAGAGGAAGCCCUGAGGGCACAGCUUCUUGAGCAGCACUUAGUGUGGUGAAACAGAUCGCACAAAUGUAUGUUCCUUGUGACCGCAGGUUGAACUUAAUCAGUCUCCAAGGCUUGGGUAGCUAGGCUCUGAUGACAUCCUCACUCUAUAUAUGGAGAGGCGGAUGAGAACGCUGCUCCUGCUGGAAGUUCGGAACAAUGGAAGAGAAUUUUGGCAUUUGAAACAGUGCAAUGUGCCUGAAGAAACAUGUGUGCCCGGUUGAUAAGGUAGUGGCAGACUGAACACAUGGUGAUAGACAAGCUAGAGGCUCAUCACCAUGAUUACAGCCAUGUCUUCAGAUAAAGACUGCAAGGAUGAUGAGCUACAGGCUCAUCACCAUAAUUACAGCCAUGUCUUCAGAUAAAGACUGCAAGGAUGGAUGGAGUAAUGAAUUCUGGGGGUCGCCACGAAAUCGGCUCAAGCCAAGCAAGACAGCACCUGUCACUCUAGUGAUGCAAGUGGUACGCGAAAUGACUGCUUGUCAAAUUUUUUUUUUAUUCUCUGUGCCGCAACUGUGCGAAAACUUACAUGAGUUGUACAACCUCUGCGUUGGCUCUUCGGGCUAAAUUAAAAUGAGCUAUGGUGAUUCUGAAACUGAA
Rhipicephalus microplus (southern cattle tick) is the source of this 1774-nucleotide messenger RNA. RefSeq names its product transcriptional adapter 1. Gene Ontology annotation, molecular function: transcription coactivator activity. Gene Ontology annotation, biological process: regulation of transcription by RNA polymerase II. The record is from RefSeq and is a predicted model, not a curated record. NCBI's taxonomy places the organism in Eukaryota, Metazoa, Arthropoda, Arachnida, Ixodida, Ixodidae. Gene Ontology annotation, cellular component: SAGA complex.